GUCACCACCACACCCAUUCAUAUCCAUACUGACCAAUCGGCCCGACUCCUGGCUCCUGUUAGGCCACCAGGUCAACCUCCUCAGCACGGGCAAAGAAAAAAGAAUUCAAAGUCUAGCUGUUGAGAUAUUGGAACCAUUCAUGAAGUUUGUUUUUGCUGAACCACUGGACAGCCCACAGUAUCAACCAAUGAAAAUGUGCCUACAGAGGGAGCUACUAUGCGUAGCCAGCCAAUCAGAUGAUAGCAGAACUGUUGAACAAAUCUUGGGAUUUAUUGCCAAUAUUUUGCCUUGUCUACAGAUAAAAGACAAGAAUUCCUUAGGAAAUGCUGCUCAGUUUGUUAUGGGAGUUGUUGACGUAUGUCUUACCAGAAUUCUGAGAGAGGAUGCAAACUUCCAGAAAAUACUGACAUACCUGGUGGAUUUGUGCUGGGAGUUUCUCAGCCAUUCUCUUGAUGUCUCUAUAAUUAUGCAUUACCUAGUCAAGGCUGCAGAAAUGGCCCCCAUGGCUUUGUCUUCAGACAGCAACCUGAUCUCUAUGGGAAGUCUACUUUUGAAAACUGACAUAACAGAUGCUGUUGUUUUACUGACAGCAGUCAAGAAAAUUUUGGAAUCUGAUUCAAGAAACGUGAGCUUGGUAGCCAUUGCCUCCCUCAUUCUGCCGAUUCUACAGAUUCUGUCAGUGUCUAGCGCAGGGUCAAGGUCACGAGAAUUAAAAUCGGCCAUCUCUUUAUCUGGAGACGUCCUCAAAAUCAUUGAGGACAAACUGGUGAAAACACAACAGAGUGGAGCAAAACAGAAGACAUCUCAGUUUACCCCACACCUGACAUCCUUCACCUUUGUGAAUGAAAAUUUUUCAUUUCUGGCUCGAGUAUUGGAAAAGGAGGAGGAGGACUUUCCCCGACUGUGGCUCCAGAACUUGGUCAAUUCUGUCUCCAGACUGAAGCUUGUGCCAGUCCAGUUGUCCAUCACUGUAUCUGCUCUCUUUGUGUUGUCACCAGGGAAACCCUGGGCUGACCAAUCACUGAGGGCCUUACAAGCAAUCUCCAAGGCUGAUCAUAAACAGGCAUGCUACUUUUUACCCCUGUACAUCUACCAGCUGAACAAGUGCAUCCACCCAGAGUACAAGCUCAGUAUCAUGAAGGCUGUCCCUAGCGUAGCGCAACACAAGUUCAGUAUCCCUCCCGUCUUAAGGACCAUACAAACUUUUGGAUCCACUCCUCGUUUGAAGGCUCUGUCCAUACAGUUGCUGGUGGACCUCUGGAAGCUACAAGACAGGUGCUUCCCGUACCUUCUGAAGGCCAUCUCGGAGCCAGCGGAAGCCAUACUGACUAAGGAAGGGGUGGACGAAGUGAAGCUGGCAAAAGCCAAGGCCAUAAGGGAUGUCUGCCUACUCAGGGGAGAGCAGCAUGGCAGUGAUAUGUUGUCUCCCUUGUCAGAAUUACUGGAAAACUCCAUACAGGAAGUGGAUUCUCCUGUGGCCUCCCUUGCCUUAGAGGGGCUUUACUACUUGUGUAAAGAUGAAGUGAUUGACAUCCUUUCAGCGUGGUCUGUGUUAGGAGAAAAACUUACUCAUGAUUCCAGAUCGAUAGUUCAGGAGAAAAUCUGCAAGCUGUUCUCUUUAGUACCAGAACUGGAAGUGAAGACAGAGGAAUUUGAGAGGUUCCAUCAGUAUGCUGUGUCAGCCCUCUGGCUCUUUGUUCAGGGCAGUGACCCUGAUGUUAGCAGGGCUGCCUUCCAAGCUCUGUCAAAGUUUGACAUCAGAAGUUUUAGUCUUGCUCAAAUCGCAGACAAGGUAAAAGAGGACAUUGUUAGACAGGCUCAGGCCGUCAUUGACAGGGGAGAUAAUCCCGACCUGACAGUAGAGGAUGUCAUUAAGGAGGUCCCUGGUAUCUGUUACACACGGAUGCUGGGGAUAAUCUCACCAGAGGUGUAUGAAGGAUACAGUGAAUUUUUGAGUGAGCAUGUGGGGUCAGAGGUUAAGAACCUUGGGCGGGGUGUAUACCAUUCCUCCUCACGGCGGCUUGGCAUGAAUUCCACUCGCAGCAAGAUGGUGGAUUUCAUACCAACAUUUCUUCAGAAGCAGUAUGACACAUGUAAACAGCCAGGACUAAGGCCCGGGCUGGCAGCGGGACUUUUGUUUAGUUAUGAUCCUCCCCUGGAAGUUGGAAGAGACGGGAGACCCAGAAAACACUACACUAUUACCCACAGCAAAAACUUCCAGCACAUGUUUACCACACUGCUUCACGAGGUGACAAUCCAACCCUCCAACUGGCAGCAGUUGGUGCAGCUACCCCAAGCCUGGGUAGCCUUUGUAGACCGGCUGUUCUCGUCAGCUGUUGAGGGACGCAAGGCAGAGAUUGACCUUCAACUGAAAAAGGAUCAUAUCGGGGAGGAAGAGGCAUUGGAGAAACAGAAAGUAGCAUGGCUCUGGGUGAGAGACAAGUUAACUGAUUUGAUCAAAACAGCAUCUAGGGAAAGUCCUAGUGUUCAGGGAAAUGCAGUGCUGUCGUUGGGGUGUCUGGUGUUGGCCACACAGAAACAUUGGGUUGACCUUGACCAGGGGACUCAAGGUCAGCUUGAUGAGGUCAAGGAGUUUCAGCCUCAAUCUCACUGGGUUGCUGUUGUCAUGGAUACACUGAUGUCUUUGAUGGAUGUGACCUUUCAACCCAAAGGAAGCAUAUUGGGAAUCUGUCAACAGAGGUCGGUCAGUGACAGGAUGACUUGUAGUUUCCUUACCCAGGCCUCCUCAGUCUUGGCUCUGAGCCAGCUUACACCUGUUAUGAUCAGUCAAGAUGUGAGCAGGAUAUUUAUGAUUUUUGAGGCCCUGACAAAAUGGCUACCAGGACAGCCGGAGGCACCAGAGGCACCGGUCCUACAGCUGGCUUAUGGUUUGGGUCUGGGAUGUCUUCUGGGAAAGCUGUCAGAGGAACACUUCAUGGAAACUUGUGGAUCCAAA
This is a messenger RNA of Saccostrea cuccullata (small rock oyster), 2956 nucleotides long. Its product is annotated as focadhesin-like. The annotation marks the transcript as partial. The transcript is spliced from 20 exons. Gene Ontology annotation, biological process: regulation of post-transcriptional gene silencing. NCBI's taxonomy places the organism in Eukaryota, Metazoa, Mollusca, Bivalvia, Ostreida, Ostreidae. The record is from RefSeq and is a predicted model, not a curated record.